AUGGCCUCGGCGGGGACCCCGGAGCAGCGGCUCCCCGAGGCGGAGCGGCCGGCGGCGGCGGGGGGCCGGGCGGAGGCGCCGCGGUGCCGCAGUCUGCCCGCGCUCGGCUCCCCCCUGGCGGCCGGGGGGCGCGGCGGCCGGCCGAGCCCCGCCGCGGGACCGGCUCCCGAGGCCGAGCGGGGCGAGGGCGCCUCUGCCGCCGCCGAGGCUGCCCGGCCCCCCGCCGCCGCCAGCGGCAGCUUCCCCUGGAAGACGGAGGGCGGCCAGCCGGCGGCGUCCGGCCGAGGGGUAUCCCUGGGCCCCCCGCUCCUGCUGCCGCCGCCGCCGCCGGCGCUGCUGCUGGCGGGACCCCCGGGCAGAGCGUGCCUGCGGGCAGUGCUGGCGGACUCGCGCUUCUUCCUGGUGUGCAUGUGCUUCCUGACCUUCAUCCAGUCCCUCAUGGUCUCCGGCUACUUGAGCAGCGUCAUCACCACCAUCGAGCGGAGAUACAGCCUCAAGAGCUCGGAGUCGGGGCUGCUGGUCAGCUGCUUCGACAUCGGGAGCCUGGUGGUGGUGGUCUUCAUCAGCUACUUCGGGGGUCGCGGGCGGAGGCCGCUCUGGCUGGCCGUAGGGGGGCUUUUCAUCGCCCUGGGCGCUGCGCUCUUCUCCUUACCUCACUUCAUCUCUCCGCCGUACCAGAUCCAGGAACUGAACUCCUCCGUCAGUAACGAGGGCUUGUGCGUGGCUGGCAAUGGCACUGCCAAAGAGCAGUGGGACUCGUCGGCCUGCUUCAAGGACACCGGUGGAAAAGACCACUCUCUCUAUGUAGCUUUAUUCAUUUGUGCCCAAAUCCUCAUUGGCAUGGGCUCGACACCCAUCUAUACCUUGGGACCAACCUACUUAGAUGACAAUGUCAAGAAAGAAAACGCCUCGCUUUACCUAGCCAUCAUGUACGUAAUGGGAGCACUUGGACCUGCAGCUGGAUACUUAUUAGGCGGACUUCUUAUAGGUUUCUAUGUUGAUCCUAGGACAACUGUGUAUAUUGACCAGAGCGAUCCCCGAUUCAUUGGAAACUGGUGGAGUGGAUUUCUCCUUUGUGCUAUUGCUAUGCUCCUUGUGAUAUUUCCCAUGUUUACCUUUCCGAAAAAGCUCCCUCCUCGACAUAAAAAAAAGAAAAAGAAGAUUAAUUCUGAUGACGUUUCAAGUGAUGAUGAUGUGAUGAAAGAGAAAACAAGUAGCAAAACAGAAACAGACAGUUCAGUUUCUGCCUCUAUGGGAUUUGGAGAGAAUGUUAAAGAGCUUCCAAGAGCAGCUGUCAGGAUCUUAAGCAACAUGACAUUCCUUUUUGUGAGUUUGUCAUACACAGCUGAGAGUGCCAUUGUCACAGCUUUUAUUACCUUCAUUCCCAAGUUCAUCGAGUCACAGUUUGGCAUCCCAGCUUCCAAUGCCAGCAUCUACACUGGUGUGAUUAUUGUCCCAAGUGCUGGUGUUGGUAUUGUCCUAGGUGGCUACAUUAUAAAAAAGUUGAAACUCGGUGCAAGAGAGUCUGCAAAGUUGGCUAUGAUCUGCAGUGGUGUGUCUCUGCUGUGCUUUUCAACACUCUUCAUUGUUGGAUGUGAAAGCAUAAAUCUAGGGGGAAUAAAUAUACCUUACACAACUGGUCCCACUCUUGCCAUGGCCCACAGGAAUCUGACUGGAAGCUGUAAUGUUAACUGUGGAUGUAAGAUUCAUGAGUACGAGCCUGUCUGUGGAUCAGAUGGAAUAACAUAUUUUAACCCUUGCCUAGCUGGCUGCAUCAGUGGUGGAAACCACAGCACAGGGGUCAGAAAUUACACAGAAUGUGCCUGUGUGCAGAGUCGCCAGGUGAUCACUCCGCCAACAGUGGGCCAGCGCAGUCAGCUCCGGCUGGUGAUUGUCAAAACCUACCUGAACGAGAACGGCUACGCUGUGUCCGGGAAGUGCGACCGAACCUGCAACACGCUCAUCCCAUUCCUCAUAUUCCUCUUCAUUGUAACCCUUAUAACAGCAUGUGCCCAGCCAUCAGCAGUCAUAGUGACACUCAGGUCCGUGGAAGACGGGGAGCGACCCUUUGCACUAGGAAUGCAGUUUGUUUUAUUAAGAACUCUUGCUUACAUUCCCACUCCAAUUUAUUUUGGGGCUGUUAUUGACACCACGUGCAUGCUUUGGCAACAGGAUUGUGGUGUACAAGGAUCUUGUUGGGAAUACGAUGUCACCUCGUUUCGUUUUGUCUACUUUGGGUUGGCAGCUGCUCUCAAGUUCGUGGGAUUCUUUUUUAUUUUCCUGGCCUGGUAUUCCAUAAAGUGUAAAGAAGAACAACUGCAGAGACAGAGUUGGAGGGCUUCGCCGGUGAACACUGUGAGUGAGAUGGUUGGACAAGCUGGACCCCAACAAAACUAUGCACGAACUAGAUCCUGCCCUACCUUCAGUUCCCAAGGAGACAUCAAUGUGGCACAAGGAAUGAACUGCUUAGCACAGACCUACCCUGGCCCUUUUUCAGAAGCAAUAAAUUCCUCAAAUGAAAAUGCAUUGAAAGAAGUCACUGUUGAGAUAUAGACCCAUGGCUUGGUAAUGUAAUAUUUAGUUUUGUUGGUUGACUUAGUUACGGCGCCUUGUAAAACACCUGUGCCUUCUAUUUUUAAUCUAAAUGUAACACGUGAUAAAACCAACAAAGCUUGAUGCAAACAACCAUAAUAUGUUCCUGAGGGCUGGAUACCUCAAACCAACCCAAGUUCUUAUUUCUCCCCUCCUGACAAUGGAGUUUUAAAAAUUGUGUUUGUAAUUAUUUCAGAUGUGUCCAUUAAAUGUCCAUGCUCUGAUCUAAUAUAAUUGUAAAGUUGAGAUGUUACAAACAGCAGAAGUCAGUGGAAGAGUGACAAAAACUCAUAUUGUUGAUGUCUAGACUCACAAAAAUGAGUAAAUGUAUUGUCAACUUCAUAUCCACAAAUUGUAUUUUUAAGAGAUGAGUGAUUACUGUGAGUUCUGCUACAAAGCACAACUGAACUUAUUUAAACUAUGCAACUUAUUUGGAUAAUUGUAUGUGCAGCAAAUUAAAUUUAAAGCUUGCUUUUAAAGACAUUACUGCAACUGAAUUUCAAAGGGGCUAUUUUCAGGUGUAAUCAUUAAAUUAAAAAAUAACAUAAGGUUUAAAGUACUGUUAAUAACAUGUCAAGCCAUACAAGAGUUAUGCAUCAGGUAAUGUUUGCAAAUAUUGAGUUGUAACAUCUUUAUUCUAUCAAAAUGUGCAUUAGUUUUCAUCUGAUGGGAUGUAGUCAUUCUUCACAAAGUACGUAGGAUACUGUAAUGCUUGAAGUAAAAAACUUCAGUAUUGGUUUAUAGUAACAUUAAGAUGUAGGAAUCAUACACACAUACCAGAUCAGAUAUGUGCACAUUUCUGCAAUGUUAUUUGGGUGGCUGUUAUUAGCACCAAAUCCAUAUUUUCUUGAAGAAGAAAACAGCUGCUUAUAGCUGGAUAGGAAGUUUGGCUGUCCUUCAGACUUGCAUGCCAGUGUAUCUCAGCUUCAGUGGCAAAGUCCCGAGGGAGAGGUAAUGGCCUCAUCUGGUGUCUGGGACCUGGCGGGUCCCUCGCAGCCAGCAGCAGAGUUCAGGCUGCAGGAGUGAGCAGAGGAGCCCCUCUAGGGGCUGCAAGCAGCCUGCCCACCAUGGUGCCAGCUCGGAGGCUCUCCCUGCACUCCUGGCACUGCCGAGGCACGGAGCACCCCGACACCCAGGGCAGCUGGGAUGGGAGGCUGGCUCAGACCCUCUGCUUUCUACCACCCAGCUCAGACCCUCUGCUUUCUGCCACCCAGCUCAGACCCUCUGCUUUCUGCCACCCUUCUGCCUCUCCAGUGCCCGGUCGGUGCUGGGCAGGCUGGAGGGACAGGCUAGGAGGUCCUGGCUGUGUGGUGUGUCCCACACAUGUCUGCCUUUCCUUUUCUCAGCUUCACUGAAAGCUCCUGUGAAGGCAGAGAGUGAGUUUGUCUCUCCUUUGGCCCUCCGGGUGAAGAGCUAAGAAUAGAAAUUAUCGGCAAGUGUGGACUCACAGGAUGUGAUGUGGCCUUUGUUUAUUCCAAAUUACUGUAGUGUGUUCUCUGCCUGGGAGAUGCUUAAACUUUCUAAUCAAAUGUGCUUGGCAUUUCAUUUCUUGUUCUGGAGGCUUUGUAGUGCCAUGCUCAUGAGGUACUAAUGAUGUCUCAAAGGCAGAAAUUGUCAGUUGGACACUGAGAAGUCAAGGCUGUAUUGUGCCCUGCAGGGGAAGUCUUAGAAGUGUAGGAAAUGAAAAAGCAGUCUUUUAAGAGGACUUAGUGAUAGUCUGGUUUGGAUUUUGCUGAGUAGAGAACUUGUAUGAAAAUAAAUAGGAAAGAGCAGAUCUACAUAUUUUUGAACAGGUAUUCCUGAUUUAAUUUUUCAAUUUAGAACAUGUAUAUUGAUUAAACAUUAUACGGAACCAAGUCCUUCAAAAUAAAGGCAGUACUCUCUGUGGCAUCCAUUAAAUUGUCCAGGGAAGUGUACAUUUCCCUGUCUGCCUUUGCCAACUGUCUUUUGUCAUCACCUGGAUCUUCUUGACCAGCACAUGGGACUACCCACGGGGCUGCUUAUUUCAGAAUGUGUCAGUCCACUUAUGUAGUUUCUAACAAUUCUUACUCUUCUUGUCUGAAAAGUCCAAUUCUUCUACCCCAAACAUAGAGAAGUAUUGUUUUGACCUCUUCCUACUAUUCUGUCCAUAUUAACAGCCUUUUUUGGGUUAAGCUUGAGAAUGUCUUUUCUUUUCAUGCAGCCACCAGAUACAGCAGCGUGUUCUCAGUUAGCACUUCCUGAGAUAAUUGGCUUUUACACUUCUUGUCCUGAAAAUUAAUUUCCUUGGCUUAAAGGUGUUUGGAAUAUACAUACAUAUAUAUAUAUAUAUGUGUGUGUGUGUGUGUGUGUGUAUAUUUGCUAUAGGAGAUCAGAAUAGAUGAUAAAAAUGUUUCCUUUUGCUUCAGUUUCAAAUGCUUGUUGCACCAAGAAUUUUCUACUGUGGUGAAAAUUGGCAAAGUAGUAUGACAAAGUGUAAUUGCAGCCCAGCCCUUGUCUAUUUUCAUCACUUCCCCAUUUUAAUCAUCACAAGGGAGAAGUGAAGAAUGACAAUCUUUUCAAAUACCUCAGGAACAGAGCAUUUAGGGAAUUUUAAAAGACUGAAGAUUUAAUAAUCUGUCCCAAUCUCUUAUAUUUCAUGCCUUGUGUGCUUCAGUUCCAUACAAAAACAAAGGAAGAGCAGAUUAGGAUUGUCAGGAACUAAUGGCACUGAUGCCAAAGAAUGAGAGUGAUAAAAGUGACACUUCUGCAGCUGCUGCUGUUUCUGAGCUUCGAAGGGAUUUUAGAGCUUGUUGCAGUAGAAACCAUCUAUUUUUUUAGGAUAUCCUGUCCCUUUGACUUCCAAGAGCAUUCAUAUUUCCUAAAUGAUUGAAGAAGUGGAAUGUAGAAAGAAAGAUAUUAACUUCAGAAAUACUGAAAAAGCCUUUUUUACAUGCUCUCGAUUUUAAUUUUUAAUUGGAAAAUAAAUUUAAAUUUUUCUUUAAGUGUUAUAUGCAAAACAAAAUGUAAUUCCUUACUUUUCAAACAUUUUUUUCCCUGGUUUUGGAUAUAGAUAAUUUUGGCAAUACAAAUAUAUUUCUAUAUAAUCAAUUAAGCCAGCAUCCUCUGAAAGAAAGAAAACCCAAACACUGGCUAGUUUUUGAUUGAUUCCUGAAGGAGGGUUUCUCGUGAGUAAUCUAUAACAAUCUAAACUAAGCCAAUAAAGGUAUGCAGGGGAAACACAUUCACAUCCUAGAAAUGUCAAUUCCAGCAUUGUCAUUUACCAGUAUGUGGACUGAGACCUGCUGACCAAACACUGUUCUGAGGCUGUCACUGCUGGAGGAAGCAGCAUCUCCAGACAUUGAGAGCACCUAGCAGUAGUCGUGGUCGAUGCAUGGUGCUAAACCAACUUCACAGGAACUAAAAAAGAAUAUUGCCUGUCAUGUGGUGAAGGGGCCCAAGCUGUCUUCCUACUGUGAGAUCUUCUCACCAUAGAACAUAAAAUUCCAUUAAGUUUUAAUUUUUACCACCUUGACUCUCUGUCCUUGAACACAAAAGGUGUGCUGGCAGUGAAUACAAGAAAAGGUGAAGCAGGUGUCCUGCUCACCACAGGCUGCUAUUGAUAGCAAAUCCAAGUCACCUGCCUGCACUUACCAGCCAGAGGUAAUAUGGAGAAACAUCUGGUGAUGGUCAAAGUGCCACCAUGCCAUCAUAGGGACAGACUCUAAAUCCCUCUUCCACCACUUAUUCCUGAUUUAGAGUGAGGAACAUGGGAGGAAGAGUAGCCCAAAUACAUGGACUUGAGUGAACAGGUUAAUUGUCCCUGCUUAGCCUCCCAUUCACCCUUGUUUCCUCAAAAAGGAGAAAACUUCAGAAUGGAUGCAGCCAUGGCCGUAGGUGCUUAUGAAUUCAGCACCCUCAGGAGAUAAUUUGUAGAUCUUUGCAGGACUGGAGUGAUCUGGAGAGUGGGACUGUCCUUGUUUCCAGUUUUAGUCAAAAGCCCCCUGGUUUUGGUCCCCCUUUUUCCCCUUGAGCAUAUUGGAUAAAAUAUGAUAUAAAUUAGAACCAAUGACAUUUUAUAGCCUUUCAGUACAGUGUGAGCAGCUGCAAGAACCUUUGAAUAUUAUUGUGCAAUUUCUAUUUAUUCAGAAUCUUUCAGUUCUUUGGCCAGCCUAUGUAUCUCUAAAAGUGCAUGUUGUAACAUGCAGUUCUUCAGAACUUACUGUAUGUAAGUGGAGGCACUACUAAGUAUUAGAAAUGUACAUUUGAAAGGUCCUAAAUUAAUAGUGUUUUCAAAAAUACAGUGUUUUUUUAGUAUUGAUUAUUAAUUUGUAGUAUUAGCUAUUCAUUCAUUAUGGCUCUAAUCCAGCAGAACAUUUAAAUAUGUAGGUAAAUGUAUAUAUUUAAGUAAUGAACUUGAAAAUAAUGCACAUAUGCAAGUAUGGGACUGAAUCCUGUCUGCAUUCAAAAAGAAAUUCCUUUAUCCAAAGAAUAUUUCUAUACUGAGCAUUUCCCCCAUGGAUUCAAUGAUAAUUGUAACCAGAAUAGCACAAAGUAGCACUUGAGUAUUCUCCUGUAGCAUUCAGGUGUGGCUACUUACAUAUCCAGCAAUGGAGGAAGGCUGUUAUUUUCAAAUAGAAUUCAAAUUCAAAAUAUUUUGUGGGAAUGGGCUAAGAUUCAUUCUCGCUCUUCCUGCCAUUCACUUAUUUAAUGAAUUUCUGUCUGAAAACCUAUGUGUUACAUGUUAGAUUAAAUAAAGGCAUCCAUCUGACCUUAGAGCCAAUGAAGUUGCUCAAGUAAUGCUGUAGACUCAAAUUGUGCCCUUUCACAGAAUUUGAACCUAGAAGUGCAGAUGACAAAGUGUCAGUAUCCUGCACAAAUGGAGCAGAGCAUUGCCUGCUCAGUGGAACUUCAGAGAGCAUGUUUGGGACAGGGGUCAGCACCUUCUGCACUGCUCUUGCAGGUUUUCCCCCAAAAUGCCUGAAUAAUUGCUGCCUUACUACACUUAAGUGUGCGUGUGAUACCACAGCUCUUCAUUGUGUUAUAUUGACAUAAAAUUGAUGAGAAAUAGGUUCAAAGUGUCUUACUGCUAUUUUGGAGACAGAUUCUUGGCCUCACUAGUCCAAUGUUGAGGCUGAAGAACUAGACCAUACCUCGUGUUGGAAGUUAACAAGCUGGUGCUUUAGCAAGUAUGUGUGAAGUAGGGAAUAUCAAAUUUGUUUAGCUUUUAUACUCUAUUCACUGGUUGUUACUACUGUUUUUGGAGAUCAAAGACAAAAAAAAAAUCUCCCUUAACAAGUUUAUCUUUUUCUGUUUUCUCAAUAAUGUGUUUUUUAUAAUGGCUUAGGAGAUGCCAUGCUGCAUGCUUCAGAAUCUGAAGCCAUCCAGCUGUGGUUGCUUUCCAGGGGCUUAAAACACCUGGUAAUAGAGAUUUACCAGGACUGCAACCUGCAUCAUCAUUGCUAUGGACAGUGUUUGCUAUUAAUAGAUUAAACCUGCAAUCAACACAUUUCAGGUUCUUCACAUACUGGACUUGAUUCUUUGCACAUUUUCAUCACUUCAGAGUGCUUAGAAAAUAGGCAGUCAACAUCAUGGUGGUAGAUUUAGUCUUUGGUAGGGAAUUAGAGCUUUCUUCUUUUUUCCUUUUAACAUCUUGUUUGACAAAUAACAAUUCAAAAAGAUCACAUGUAAACAUUGUCAAGAGUAGAGAUGUGGAGAGGACAGGAUAUGGCCAGGUUCAUAUGAUUAGUCUCCUUUACACUGAAUAUCACUAAUACAUCCUACUUUGUGGACAAAGGUUUGAAAGCCUACCUGAUCCUCAGGAAGGAAAUUUUUAUUAUAUUUUCCUCAUAAUUUAUUGCGUAAAUUAAGGAGGAAAGUUAACACUACCCAUGUCCUGUGGCUGUAUUCAUUGCAUUAAACUGCAGUUAAUAACUACAGUUAGUAAUUUUAGCAGUCACCCCUCCAGUCCUUCAGCUCAGCUCUCUUUUUUGUUAAUACAGCCCGUUAAACACAGAGGUAUCUUUGUAAUUUCAAUGCAGCUCCAAAGUUUUCUUGACUUCAAGUGUUACAGAAUAGAUGCUUAUUCAUCCAGUUCCUAUUUUACUCUUCUAAUUAUUACAUUAUCGAUUGUGUGUAUUGUAUUUUAAAAUUUUUUUUCAUUAUCAAACCAGUUGUCACAAUGUUAUCCUCCAACAGUGUUUUGUUCAUUAUAUAGAAUAGGUGAAAAGCUGUGGAAUUAAUGAAGGGCUACAAAAAGCAUCCAAAUGUUCACCUUGAGGAAGGGUGAGACACCUUGAUAAUCUCUGGACAAUAGACUAAACAACACUGUGGUGCUAAUAGGUACAGAAGUAUUUUAUUAUAUAUUCACUAUGACUUAAAUGACAUAUUCAAGGCAUGUCAAUGAUGCAACUGCAUGUGUUUCUGUUCUUAAAGUCUGGACUGCUCUGACAGUGUUUGUAAUUUAUGGUGAGCCAAUUCCUACCUAGCUCUCCUGUGGGUAAGUAAUUUCAGGAGUCUGUGUAGGAUCUGGCCCAGCACUAUUAGGUAAAGUAAAAGCUACACAGACCACAGAAGUCUCGUGUGUGUAGAAUGUAUUCAGCCUGCUGUAGCAUGUUACUUGAUUUAGUUGCUUUGCUUAAGCAGGGGCUAAAAAUAAAUUCUGUAGUAAUGAUAAGAAACACUGGGCUAAAUUCUGGAACCCUUAACCAAGCAAUAUUAGCAAGCCUUUGAAUGAAAAUGAGGAUUGAAAUCUGAAUGUUCUUUCAUGGAAUACAAGAAAGAGAGGGGUAGAAUAAGAGCAAAUUCUAUCUCUAGGAAUGGAAAAAGGCCAAAUCUGGUUGACUCCAAAGUGAGCUAUGAUUUUCCAAAGGGGCAUUUGGUUUUAAAAUCUUGAAGACAAAAUUUCCCUUUUGAAUUCUGAACCAUCAUUUUUUUUGUCUUGUUUUGCCUGGGCUGCUCAUGCAGGGCAGGUGUCUCUAUUCCAAAUAGCACUGAAAGCACUAAUAAGCACUAAUCACACUUCUGACCGUCAGGCCAGAAAAUUUGCCUCUGUAGCAAACUCCAUAUUUGAAAACCUGGAAGGAAAUUUCCAACCAAAACAAAAAAAUAUAUACAAAAUUAUCCAAACCUGAAUUUCAGUAAAAAAAGAAGAAAAUUUUAUGUCAGUGAGAUCCACAGUUGAGUGGAGGCUUUCCUGGAAGAAGACCUGCUCUUUUCACCAGCUGAGCACAUGGAAGUUUGCCCAUAGCUGCAGUGCAUACCUCUACCAAAUGAUUUGUGCAGAACAGCAACAGUCUGGGUAGUAUUGUAGGAGCGUGGAGUGGGCACGCUGCCUGUAACUGUUUAGUUUUUAAAACCUCAUUAUUAAGCAAAUGUGUAGAGUAUUAAGGAAAUUUGUAGAGUAUGUCUGAUGGUAUGAGUGUGUGGGUGCUGUGCUGUGGUAAAAAGAGAAUUGGUUUAUGCUGGGUAUUUUUGCAUACUUUACUCCUAUAUGUUUUUGGUUUUGUUUUUUUUUUAAAUUUAUAUUUAUUUCUCAUCAGAGCUUAGAGUAAUUUUAAAGUUAUAUAACCCAUGAUUUAAUGAAACCUACUGUCAGCAUCUGUUGUAAACAUGUGUUUACAAAACAAACUCUUGAAUACUUGAUACUUGGAAAUAAAAAAUAGCAUAUCACGUG
This is a messenger RNA of Lonchura striata (white-rumped munia), 10225 nucleotides long. It is a transcript of the gene SLCO5A1, whose product is annotated as solute carrier organic anion transporter family member 5A1. NCBI's taxonomy places the organism in Eukaryota, Metazoa, Chordata, Aves, Passeriformes, Estrildidae. Gene Ontology annotation, molecular function: protein binding. Gene Ontology annotation, cellular component: basolateral plasma membrane. Gene Ontology annotation, biological process: sodium-independent organic anion transport; transmembrane transport. The record is from RefSeq and is a predicted model, not a curated record.